AUGGUCAUUGUGCGCGAGUGCUCGCGCGGCGGCAAACACGCGCUGAUUGGACCACUCGCAGACGGGAGCCAGUACGGAUCGCGGCGCGGCAGCCUGCAGCACUCGUCGAUAAUCGGGCGCCACCCACGCGACCGCAUCACAACCAGCACCGACCACAAAUUCAUGGUCCAUCACCCGACCCUGGGCGAAUACGUGCUGCUGUGCUCGCGCAAAUGCACGCCCAUAUACCCAAAGGACGCCUCGGCAAUCAUCUCCAUGCUGGAUAUCUCGCCAGGCGACCGGAUCCUCGAGGCCGGCACCGGCAACGCCGGCCUGACAAUGUAUUUGGCCCGAGCAGUAGGUGUGGGUGGGAAGGUGGAGACGGUGGAGAGGGACGAGAAGCGCAGCCAGCAUGCACAGGGGAUUGUGGCGGGGUUCCGGGUCGGCUCUGUGGCCGACGUCGUCGAUGGGAUCGCGCACGAGCAUGACCCCUUGGUGGUUGUAAAUGACAAGCGCGCGAAUCUCAUCCUGCCUGCUCUGCCGAUGAUCUACUCGUAUCUGAAAACCGACCGCUAUGUCGUGUGCUACUUGCCCAGCAUGUCGCAGGUGAUGGAUCUGGAUAUUGUCGAGGUCGAUUGGCGCGACUGGGAUGUGCGGCUGGCGCGGGUGCGCAAUCCAGGACCGGAAAUGGCCGACGAUGAGGCGAUGGUAUGCCGACCGACGCACCUUCCCACUGGCCACACUGCGUUCCUAGUCAAGCUGCGCAAAUGCGCCUCCGAUCUUAUUGCCUCGUCAAUCGAAUAA
Molecule: messenger RNA, 783 nt
Organism: Linderina pennispora
Lineage: Eukaryota; Fungi; Kickxellomycota; Kickxellomycetes; Kickxellales; Kickxellaceae
Product: adenine-N(1)--methyltransferase
Exons: 4
Coding region: 1-783 (260 amino acids)
Biological process (GO): tRNA methylation; rRNA modification
Cellular component (GO): tRNA (m1A) methyltransferase complex
Molecular function (GO): rRNA (adenine-N6,N6-)-dimethyltransferase activity
Source: RefSeq, a predicted model, not a curated record